AGUGGGUCGUUGGUCCUCGGGCCCCAGCAGCCGCAGCGGCCGCCCCGCCCCGGGGGCGGAGCCGGGCCUUGGGGCCUGCAGUGUUUACAUCCGCCCCGGGACUGGGACGAGGAAGGGCCGGGAAAAGGGAAGGGCCGCCGCCGCCUUCGCCGCCGCCAGAGUCUCCCCGAACCCCCGCCGAGCCCGAACCCACCGGGUCAUGAGCGCUCCGGGCCAUGGACACCAGCGAUCUCUUUAUCAGCUGCAAGAAAGGAGACGUAUGCCGAGUCCGGUACCUUCUGGAGCAGAGAGAUGUGGAGAUCAAUGUCCGGGACAAAUGGGACAGUACCCCUCUAUAUUAUGCCUGCUUGUGUGGACAUGAGGAGCUAGUACGUUAUCUCCUGGCCAAUGGUGCCAGGUGUGAAGCUAACACUUUUGACGGGGAGCGCUGCCUGUAUGGGGCGCUGAGCGAUACCAUCCGUCGCGAGCUGAAGGAUUACAAGCAGAUCACCUCCACUCGAAUGCAGAGGGAUUAUUAUGAUGACUUCCUGCAGCGGCUCCUGGAGCAAGGCUACCAGAGUGACAUCGUGUUCAUCGUCCAUGGGAAAUCCUUCUGUGCCCACCGAUGCAUCCUCAGUGCCCGAAGCAGCUACUUUGCCAACAUGUUUGAUACCAAGUGGAAGGGGAAAAGUGUGAUUGCUCUCAAACACCCACUGAUCAAUCCCAUGGCCUUCGGCUCCCUUCUGCAGUAUCUCUACACAGGUCGCCUGGACAUUGAUGUGGAGCACGUGAGUGACUGUAAGAGGCUGGCCAAGCAGUGUCAGCUGCAGGAGCUCAUCACCGGCCUGGAGACCAAGUGCAAAAAGGCCUACGAGUUUGUGGCCUCGAAGCCGGGGACCUGUGUGAAGGUGCUGACCAUCGAGCCCCCCCCUGCCGACUGCCGGCUCCGGGAAGACCUGGCGCUGCUGGCAGACUGUGCCUUGCCUCCAGAGCUCCGGGUGGGCUUCGGAGAGUUACCUUUUGACAGCACCGACAAUUUUAGCAGCUGCCCUGACGUCUGCUUUCGUGUGGGAGAUUACAACUUCUUAUGCCACAAGGCCUUCUUCUGUGGCCGCAGUGACUACUUUCGGGCCUUGCUGGAUGACCAUUUCAGCGAGAGUGAAGAGCUGGCAGCUUCUCCCGGCCUCCCUGCGGUCACCCUGCAUGGCAUCUCCCCUGACAUCUUCACCCGCGUGCUGUACUACGUGUACAGUGAUGACACAGAGCUGUCCCCCGACAUCGCCUACGAUGUGCUGUGUGUGGCCGAUAUGUACCUGCUGCCCGGCCUGAAGCGGCUGUGCGGCCGGAGCCUGGCUCAGGUGCUGGAGGAGGACAGCGUGGUCGGGGUCUGGAAGGUGGCUAAGCUGUUCCAGCUGACCCGGCUGGAGGACCAGUGCACGGAGUUCAUGGCCAAGGUCAUCGAGAAGCUGGUGGAACGGGAGGAGUUUGUGGCGGCCGUGAAGGAGGAGGCGGCGGCCGUGGCGGAGCGGCAGGAGACGGACUCCAUCCCCCUGGUGGACGACAUCCGUUUCCACAUCACAAGCAACGUGCAGACCUACAGCGCCAUCGAGGAGGCCAGCCAGAGGCUGCAGGUCCUGGAGGAGCUCUUGGCCAACAUCGGCCUGGACUGUUGACUUGCAGAUGCUGCUGCCCGGGGGUCCCGACGUCCCCUUCCUCUUUCUGCCCAGGGCUUGGUCUGGCUUCCCCUUGGCUGCCGAGAAGCAUCAGCCCGGAGGCGGGCGCCCGGCCGGACUUGACGCUGUGGUGUCUGGACAGCUUUGUCUCAGCACGCCCCUCCCCUGAAUCUGGGAGUGUGAGGAGGGGAAGCACUGAUUAUAUCCUUGGGGUUGAAAACCUCAUUCGCUAUAGGUCUUGAAUCUUUGUUUCUAGAAGCUAAGAAUGUAUUUUUCUGCUGGGCAAAGGAGAGAAGCGUCGACGAGGCUGACUUCUCUUCUGACCACCCCUGUGUGGCCAAAGCCCUCCCUCCACCCCGGCUGUGGGGCAGAAGUGCUUUCCCCUGCUUUGGGCCGUGGGCUCUGCGGCUCGUGCUUACCCAGCCUGCCUUACUCCGUCCAGGUUCUGAGCUUUCCCCCCCGGCCCUUUCACUGUGGGUGAAGGAGGCUUAGGGGCCAGGGUUGCCCCCAUCCUGCCUCUGGGGUCGGGGCAGGACCUGUCUGCUGCGAUCAUCUUCCUCUGCUUCGAAGGACCGGAGAGUCCUGGUCCCAGAGGGUGGCGUGCAUCAGGGAGCGUCCCUUCCCUCGGCGUGUGGCCCCUUGGCCAUGGGCCGAGAGCCAUUCCGGGGUCUCUAGCUCAGGCUCAGGUGGGCGGGAGAGAGGCAGGUGGCCCUGCUGGGCCCCCCUCAGGACACCCGAGGCUUACAGUUUGGGGCCCAGCUGAGUCCUUCUGGUCCCUGGGGCCCUGGGAUGGGUGCUUUCCUUUUGUUUUCUCAAAGCACAAACAGGUUUCUCCCAGACUUUCCUGGUGGGGAUGUAGGAGAGUGAGUUUUGGUUGGGAUGAAAAUCCUGGGAACACUGGGAUGUAGGGAAAACGGGGUUCCCCCAAGGACUCCAAGGCCAGGUAAAGCCUGGGGAUUAUGCUAACCCCAGAGAAAACUGAUCUGGGCUUGUGAGGAGACUUGUUCCCCCUCCCUUCCCUCUCCCACCAUUCCCCCCGCCCCGCACUAUUUACUGGAGGUCUCCCCAGGUACCCUUGCUCAGACAGGACCGGAGAGGGGCUGGGGCUGCCCAGCACCUUUCUCUCAGAAAAAAAAAAAAAAGUCCAAACUGCAGGUUUUCAGAGCUAAGAUCUAUUCUAAUAUAUACUAUUUAAAAAUAAAACAGAAGAGCAUGUGUGCGGCAAUAAAAAUAUAUUUCCCUAUGA
Antechinus flavipes (yellow-footed antechinus) is the source of this 2898-nucleotide messenger RNA. RefSeq names its product ankyrin repeat and BTB domain containing 1 (gene ABTB1). Lineage: Eukaryota; Metazoa; Chordata; Mammalia; Dasyuromorphia; Dasyuridae. The record is from RefSeq and is a predicted model, not a curated record. The transcript is spliced from 12 exons. Gene Ontology annotation, cellular component: cytoplasm; ubiquitin ligase complex. Bases 216 to 1652 code for a protein of 478 amino acids. Gene Ontology annotation, molecular function: protein binding.